AUGGCUUCUACUCCCUUCGCCAUCGACGUCCUGAAAGGCCCUCUCAGCAAACGUGAAACUAAGGACCUUGAGGCAGGAUUUGCACGUCGAUCAAUGAUGCUGGUUCGUCGCCUGCUAGGCGAGGACCGCCUGAUCGAGCUUCUUCGUGACGAAACGGCGGCCAGUACCGAAUGGUGGAAAAAAGUGUGUUCCAACUCGAACGGAAAGUGGACACCAGCUCGUAUAGCCCUUUCUGUACGAGGCGUCCUUUCACAGGAAUUUGUUCAAUGGUUCCUUCCCGCACAAGGUGGCAUGCUUCCCGAGCCAGAGAAGCUUGCCGCCCACCCCGAGCAUUGGGUUGUUCGCCCUUCCAAGGAGUCUAAAUCAAUGGCAGUGUUGGAGACACUGGGCGAGAGGCCAACUUUGUUUACGCUGGCUUUCGAUGUGCAAGCUGCCGAAUUUGUUCAGGAUGAGCCGACUUUCACUACCAAGAUGACUGCUCGAGGCUAUCUUGAAGAUGGUUCUCAAAUUAUAGAGCUAUAUCACCAGUUCAGGGACCAUGCGGAUGGCCAAGGAUUCGACGUUGAUUUGGCGAUAUAUUUCCCGGUGGGAGCGGGGGAAAGCGUUGUUGAGUGCCAUCGUCAGCAUUUGCUUGUUGAGUUCAGCAACUGGUCCAAGCAAGCCUUUGAGGCGAAGGCAGCGCGAUGA
This is a messenger RNA of Penicillium concentricum, 687 nucleotides long. RefSeq lists its product as uncharacterized. Bases 1 to 687 code for a protein of 228 amino acids. The transcript has a single exon. The record is from RefSeq and is a predicted model, not a curated record. Lineage: Eukaryota; Fungi; Ascomycota; Eurotiomycetes; Eurotiales; Aspergillaceae.